AUGCAGGAACUUCUUUAUUUUUCUUCUCCUUUAAUUAUUUCACUAUUUCUCUCUCUUUCUUUCGCUUUAUUUUUCUUUCUUUACCGACUUCUUUUCCCUUCCCCACCCUCUCUUUUUUUAUACCUCCACUUUCCACGCCCUUUUCUCUCUGACAUAUCUAUAUCUCAUUUUUCUUUUACUUCCUUUUCAUUCCUUUGUCACUCCCUCUUGCUUUCUUUAUCGUUUUUUGUCUUUCGCUCAUUCUCCUCACUCUACUUGCUUCACUCUCCUUACUUUUUUCACUCUUUCUCUCUUAUAUUCGUUUUUUUUUCUUUUUUCUAUAUUUGUUACCCACUCUCUCCGUCUUACUAUAUCUUUCUCUCUCACAUAUCUAAUUUUUACUACCAUCUCUCUUUCCCUUUUCCUCUCUCUUUCUACGUCUAUCUUUCCUGCUUACUCUUCUUCUCUUUCUCUUUGCUCUCAUUCUGUCUUUAUCGAGCGCGAAAUAUUUCGUUUUUAUUUUAUUCUCACUUUUUCACUCUCUUUAUCUCUCCUAAUAUCACUCUCUUUUUCACUCUCUCUAUAUUUCUCACCUACUCCCAUCUCUCUUUCUCCCCUCUUCCUGUUCUCUCUCUCCUUGCCCUUACUCUCUCUAUCUCAUUCCCUCUUUCUCUCUCUCAUAAUAUCUCAUGUUUAUUUCUCACUCUGUUUCACCCUCUAAUUUUUGCUUUCUCGCCAUAUCCCUUUCUCUUUCUUUCUCUCUCUCUCUCUCUUUCUCUCUCUCUCUCUGACUCUUGUCUCCCUCUCUCUCUUUCUUUCCAUUCAGUCAUUCUUUCUAAUUUUUGUCUCUCAUCUUUUUCUUCUGUUUCUACUCGCUCUCUCCUAUCUAUCUAUCUAUCUAUCUAUCUAUCUAUCUAUCUAUCUAUCUAUCUAUCUAUCUAUCUAUCUCAUUCCCCCUCUCUCUCUCUCUCUCUCUCUUUACAUUCAGUCAUUCUUUCUAAUUUUUGUCUCUCAUCUUUUCUUCUGUUUCUACUCACUCUCUCCUCAUAUCUAUCUAUCUAUCUAUCUAUCUAUUUUCAUUUCACUCACUUUUUCACUCUUAUCUUUCUUUCUCACCUCCUCAUACUCUCACUCUCCUUGCCCUUAUUCUAUCUUAAUCUGUCUCUCUCUGAUUCUCUAUUUCCCCCUAUCUUUCAUAAAAUCACAUGUUCAUUUCACUUUCUUUUUCACCCUCUAAAUGUUGCUUUCUCACUAAUUUCCCUUCUCUUUCUCUCUAUCUAUCUCUCUCUCCACUCAUUACUCAUUUUUGUCCUUCUCUUUUUUUCUCUCUUUAAACUCGCUCUCUCUCUCUCUCUCCCACUCUUUUUCUCUCUAUCUUUCUCCAUCUCAUUUCCAUUUCACUAUUCUCUUUCUUUCCCACCUCUUCCCAUUCUUCUUUCUUUCUCAUUUUUUUCGCGCUCUUUUUCCUCUGUUUAUACUCGCUCUCCCUCUCUUAUCUUUCUUUAUUUCUCCCUCUCACUGUCUUUGUGA
Acanthosepion pharaonis is the source of this 1509-nucleotide messenger RNA. The record is from the annotation of a GenBank genome assembly. NCBI's taxonomy places the organism in Eukaryota, Metazoa, Mollusca, Cephalopoda, Sepiida, Sepiidae.